UGCACCUCUGUGGUGCCUUAUUCCAGCUGUGGUCCAAGUUCUUCAGGGUUCUCUGUGAAAAGUGAACCAGAGUUUAAGAGUGACAGAAUGACAGACGCCCAGAUGGCUGACUUUGGGGCAGCAGCCCAGUACCUCCGCAAGUCAGAGAAGGAGCGCCUAGAGGCCCAGACCCGGCCCUUUGACAUCCGCACAGAGUGCUUCGUGCCUGAUGACAAGGAGGAAUAUGUCAAGGCCAAGAUCGUGUCCCGGGAGGGGGGCAAGGUCACUGCUGAAACUGAAAACGGCAAGACGGUGACCGUAAAAGAGGACCAGGUGAUGCAGCAGAACCCACCCAAGUUCGACAAGAUCGAGGACAUGGCCAUGCUGACCUAUCGGGAGAACCAGUCCAUCCUCAUCACCGGAGAAUCCGGAGCGGGGAAGACUGUGAACACGAAGCGUGUCAUCCAGUACUUUGCCAGCAUUGCAGCCAUAGGGGACCGUAGCAAGAAGGACAAUCCUAAUGCAAACAAGGGCACCCUGGAGGACCAGAUUAUCCAAGCUAACCCCGCUCUGGAGGCCUUUGGCAACGCCAAGACUGUCCGGAAUGACAACUCCUCCCGCUUUGGGAAAUUCAUCAGGAUCCACUUUGGAGCCACUGGAAAGCUGGCUUCCGCAGACAUAGAGACCUACCUUCUGGAGAAAUCCCGGGUGAUCUUCCAGUUAAAGGCUGAGAGGAACUACCACAUCUUCUACCAGAUCCUGUCCAACAAGAAGCCAGAGCUGCUGGACAUGCUGCUGGUCACCAACAACCCAUACGACUACGCCUUCGUCUCUCAGGGAGAGGUGUCCGUGGCCUCCAUUGAUGACUCUGAGGAGCUUUUGGCCACUGAUAGUGCCUUUGAUGUACUGAGCUUCACGGCAGAGGAGAAGGCUGGUGUCUACAAGCUGACAGGCGCCAUCAUGCACUAUGGGAACAUGAAGUUCAAACAGAAGCAGCGGGAGGAGCAGGCGGAGCCGGAUGGCACAGAAGAUGCUGACAAAUCUGCCUACCUCAUGGGGCUGAACUCAGCUGACCUGCUCAAGGGCCUGUGUCACCCUCGGGUGAAGGUGGGUAACGAGUAUGUCACCAAGGGGCAGAGUGUACAGCAAGUGUACUAUUCCAUCGGGGCACUGGCCAAGUCAGUGUACGAGAAGAUGUUCAACUGGAUGGUGACACGCAUCAACGCAACCCUGGAGACCAAGCAGCCACGCCAGUACUUCAUAGGUGUCCUGGACAUCGCUGGCUUUGAGAUCUUCGAUUUCAACAGCUUUGAGCAGCUGUGCAUCAACUUCACUAAUGAGAAGCUGCAGCAGUUCUUCAACCACCACAUGUUCGUGCUGGAGCAGGAGGAGUACAAGAAGGAAGGUAUCGAGUGGGAGUUCAUCGACUUCGGCAUGGACCUGCAGGCCUGCAUUGACCUCAUUGAGAAGCCCAUGGGCAUCAUGUCCAUCCUGGAAGAGGAGUGCAUGUUCCCCAAGGCCUCAGACAUGACCUUCAAGGCCAAGCUGUAUGACAACCACCUGGGCAAGUCCAACAACUUCCAGAAGCCUCGCAAUGUCAAGGGGAAGCAGGAAGCCCACUUCUCCUUGGUCCAUUACGCUGGUACUGUGGACUACAACAUUAUGGGCUGGCUAGAAAAGAACAAGGACCCACUCAAUGAGACAGUGGUGGGUUUGUACCAAAAGUCCUCCCUCAAGCUCAUGGCUACACUCUUCUCCACCUAUGCUUCUGCUGAUACCGGUGACAGUGGUAAAGGCAAAGGAGGCAAGAAGAAAGGCUCAUCCUUCCAGACAGUGUCUGCUCUCCACCGGGAAAAUCUGAACAAGCUGAUGACAAACCUGAGGACCACCCACCCUCACUUUGUGCGCUGCAUCAUCCCCAAUGAGCGGAAGGCUCCAGGGGUGAUGGACAACCCCCUGGUCAUGCACCAGCUGCGAUGCAAUGGCGUGCUGGAGGGUAUCCGCAUCUGCAGGAAGGGCUUCCCCAACCGCAUUCUUUAUGGGGACUUCCGGCAGAGGUAAGGGGUGCCCCAGGCUCAGGGAGCCAGGGGUGGGCUGCUUUUGUGGGAGCUGAGCCGCAUCAUCACCAGAAUCCAGGCUCAGGCCCGAGGCCAGCUCAUGCGCAUUGAGUUCAAGAAGAUAGUGGAACGCAGGGAUGCCCUGCUAGUUAUCCAGUGGAACAUUCGAGCCUUCAUGGGGGUCAAGAAUUGGCCAUGGAUGAAGCUCUACUUCAAGAUCAAGCCGCUGCUGAAGAGUGCAGAGACAGAGAAGGAGAUGGCCAACAUGAAGGAGGAGUUUGGGCGGGUCAAAGAAACACUAGAGAAGUCUGAGGCUCGCCGCAAGGAGCUGGAGGAGAAGAUGGUGUCCCUUCUGCAGGAGAAGAAUGACCUGCAGCUCCAAGUGCAGGCGGAACAAGACAACCUCAAUGAUGCAGAGGAGCGCUGUGACCAGCUGAUCAAGAACAAGAUCCAGCUGGAGGCCAAGGUAAAGGAGAUGACGGAGAGGCUGGAGGACGAGGAGGAGAUGAACGCUGAGCUCACUGCCAAGAAGCGCAAGCUGGAAGAUGAGUGCUCAGAGCUAAAGAAGGAUAUUGAUGACCUGGAGCUGACCCUGGCCAAGGUGGAGAAGGAAAAGCAUGCAACAGAGAACAAGGUUAAAAACCUAACAGAGGAGAUGGCUGGGCUGGACGAGAUCAUUGCCAAACUGACCAAAGAGAAGAAAGCUCUGCAAGAGGCCCACCAGCAAGCUCUGGAUGACCUGCAGGCUGAAGAAGACAAAGUCAACACACUGACCAAGUCUAAAGUCAAGCUGGAGCAGCAGGUGGACGAUCUGGAGGGAUCCCUGGAGCAGGAGAAAAAGGUGCGCAUGGACCUGGAGCGAGCAAAGCGGAAGCUGGAGGGUGACCUGAAGCUGACACAGGAGAGCAUCAUGGAUCUGGAGAACGACAAGCUUCAGCUGGAAGAGAAGCUCAAGAAGAAAGAGUUCGACAUCAGUCAGCAGAACAGUAAAAUCGAAGAUGAGCAGGCACUGGCUCUUCAGCUGCAGAAGAAACUGAAGGAAAACCAGGCACGCAUCGAGGAACUAGAGGAGGAGCUGGAGGCCGAGCGCACAGCCAGAGCCAAGGUGGAGAAGCUGCGCUCUGACCUGUCCCGGGAGCUGGAGGAGAUUAGUGAGAGGCUGGAGGAGGCCGGUGGGGCCACAUCCGUGCAGAUAGAGAUGAACAAGAAGCGCGAGGCCGAGUUCCAGAAGAUGCGACGGGACCUGGAGGAGGCCACGCUGCAGCACGAGGCCACGGCCGCUGCCCUUCGCAAGAAGCAUGCGGACAGUGUGGCCGAGCUGGGCGAGCAGAUAGACAACCUACAGCGGGUGAAGCAGAAGCUGGAGAAAGAGAAGAGUGAGUUCAAGCUGGAGCUGGAUGAUGUCACCUCCAACAUGGAGCAGAUCAUCAAGGCCAAGGCCAACCUGGAGAAAGUGUCCCGGACACUGGAGGACCAGGCCAAUGAAUACCGAGUGAAGCUGGAAGAAGCCCAGCGCUCCCUCAACGACUUCACCACACAGCGAGCCAAGCUGCAGACAGAGAACGGCGAGUUGGCCAGGCAACUGGAAGAAAAGGAGGCAUUGAUAUCCCAGCUGACCCGAGGCAAGCUCUCCUACACCCAGCAGAUGGAGGACCUUAAGAGGCAGCUGGAGGAGGAAGGCAAGGCCAAGAACGCCCUGGCCCAUGCACUGCAGUCAGCCCGGCAUGAUUGUGACUUGCUGCGGGAACAGUAUGAAGAAGAAAUGGAGGCCAAGGCCGAGCUACAGCGAGUCCUGUCCAAGGCCAACUCAGAGGUGGCCCAGUGGAGGACCAAGUAUGAGACGGACGCUAUACAGAGGACGGAGGAGCUGGAAGAAGCCAAGAAGAAGCUGGCUCAGAGGCUGCAGGAUGCAGAGGAGGCAGUGGAGGCUGUCAACGCCAACGCCUAUGAGGAGUCUCUGGAGCACCUGGAGACCUUCAAGCGGGAGAACAAGAACCUCCAGGAGGAGAUCUCAGACCUGACUGAACAGCUGGGAGAAGGGGGUAAAAAUGUGCAUGAGCUGGAAAAGAUCCGCAAACAGCUGGAGGUGGAGAAGCUGGAGCUGCAGUCGGCCCUGGAGGAGGCUGAGGCCUCCCUGGAGCACGAGGAGGGCAAAAUCCUCCGCGCCCAGCUGGAGUUCAACCAGAUCAAGGCAGAGAUCGAAAGGAAGCUGGCAGAGAAGGACGAGGAGAUGGAGCAGGCCAAGCGCAACCACCUGCGGGUGGUGGACUCCCUGCAGACCUCCCUGGAUGCGGAGACGCGCAGCCGCAAUGAGGCCCUGCGGGUGAAGAAGAAGAUGGAGGGCGACCUCAAUGAGAUGGAGAUCCAGCUCAGCCAGGCCAAUCGAAUAGCCUCAGAGGCCCAGAAGCACCUGAAGAAUGCUCAAGCCCACUUGAAGGACACCCAGCUCCAGCUGGAUGAUGCCGUCCAUGCCAAUGAUGACCUGAAGGAGAACAUCGCCAUUGUGGAGCGGCGUAACACCCUGCUGCAGGCAGAGCUGGAGGAGCUGCGGGCUGUGGUGGAGCAGACAGAGCGGUCCCGGAAGCUGGCAGAGCAAGAGCUGAUUGAGACCAGCGAGCGGGUGCAGCUGCUGCACUCACAGAACACCAGCCUCAUCAACCAGAAGAAGAAAAUGGAGGCAGACCUAUCCCAGCUGCAGACAGAAACAGAGGAAGACAAGAAGAACUUAAUGCGGCUGCAGGACCUGGUGGACAAGCUGCAGCUGAAGGUGAAGGCCUACAAGCGCCAGGCUGAGGAGGCGGAGGAGCAGGCCAACACCAACCUGUCCAAGUUCCGCAAGGUGCAGCAUGAGCUGGAUGAGGCAGAGGAGAGGGCGGACAUCGCGGAGUCCCAGGUCAACAAGCUGCGGGCCAAGAGCCGUGACAUUGGUGCCAAGAAAAUGCACGAUGAGGAGUAAGGUUUCCAGCAGAACCUCGCUGUGGCUAAUCCACAAUAAA
Molecule: messenger RNA, 5032 nt
Organism: Mastomys coucha (southern multimammate mouse)
Lineage: Eukaryota; Metazoa; Chordata; Mammalia; Rodentia; Muridae
Product: myosin-6-like
Exons: 36
Cellular component (GO): myosin complex
Molecular function (GO): cytoskeletal motor activity; actin filament binding; ATP binding
Source: RefSeq, a predicted model, not a curated record